This is a messenger RNA of Funneliformis mosseae, 301 nucleotides long. The record is from the annotation of a GenBank genome assembly. Lineage: Eukaryota; Fungi; Glomeromycota; Glomeromycetes; Glomerales; Glomeraceae.
AUGAGCCAUAUAAGAAAUAAUUUUCUGCUAGUAUCUUACGUGGAAGCCACGAAUCCAAAUGAUCCUUACAUUUUCAAUGAAAAAGCGAUGUUGAUUAAUUCAGAACAACUUGAUAGCGGAGGUUUUGGAAGCAUUAUAAAAGCAAUUUGGUAUAAAACAAAUAAUUACGUUGUUUAUAAAAAAUUAACCGACACAUUAGCAUUUAAAUGUGGUAAAUUAAAUGCAUUUAUUUAUGAGUUAAAAAUACAUUUACAUCUCAAUUACAGUGAUCGAAUUGUACGUUUCCUAGGUAUUAGUCAAG